Messenger RNA from Pomacea canaliculata, 1206 nucleotides. RefSeq names its product arginase-1-like. Lineage: Eukaryota; Metazoa; Mollusca; Gastropoda; Architaenioglossa; Ampullariidae. The record is from RefSeq and is a predicted model, not a curated record. Gene Ontology annotation, molecular function: manganese ion binding; arginase activity. Gene Ontology annotation, cellular component: nucleus; cytosol; cytoplasm.
CAAGAGCGAUUUAAUGACCCCCAUUCCCAUAACUGUUCAUGCUGCCUAAAAGUUCAGAAAACAAAGCAAAAAUCAGGAGCACGGUGCCAUGGUGUCUGAUUGGGAAGAGACAAUGGACAGAGCUGUUGGUGUUAUCGGGAUUCCUUUCUGCAGAGGACAGCCACGAGAAGGUACAGAGCUGGCCCCGAGUUACCUCAGAAAAGGGCAGAUAAUCUCAAAGAUCCAGAGUUUGAGCAAAGAAGUGACUGAUUACGGGGACCUGGAGCUGGGAGAUGUCGAGAAAGAUGCUCCUUGGAAGCUAGUUAAAUACCCACUCACCGUGGGUUAUGCUAAUCAGAAGAUUGCCAACGAAGUGGCGAGUAUCACAAAGGACAAGAUGGCGCUGGUGUUAGGAGGAGAUCACUCUAUCGCCAUGGGCUCCAUCAUCGGACAUGCGCGGUCCUCGCCUAACUUGGUGGUUGUGUGGGUGGACGCGCACGCCGACAUCAACACCCAAUCAAGCACUUCCGGCAACAUGCACGGCAUGCCCGUCGCCUUCCUCAUCAAGGACAUGAAGCCACACGUCUCCAAACCUCCGGGCUUCGAAUGGCUCGAGCCAUGUAUUUCAGCGAAAGAUAUUGUCUACAUCGGCCUUAGGUCUGUGGACGAUGAGGAAAGGGGCUUUUUAAACAAGCAUGGCAUUAGGUACUACUCCAUGCAGGAGGUGGACAAGUACGGAAUACAGAGCGUGGUGGAAAAAGCCCUGAAGGACGUGGACCCCACCGGCAAACGACCAAUCCACGUAAGCUUUGAUGUUGACGCCUUGGAUCCCGAGUUCACACCUUCAACAGGCACGGCAGUUGCUGGAGGUUUGUCGCUAAGGGAAGGCCUGUACAUUGCUGAAGAAAUAUCUCGUACAGGCCGCCUGUCGGUGCUGGACGUGGUGGAGUUGAACCCUGCCCUCGGCACCCAGCAGCAGAGCGAGCUCACUGUGGAGACAACCAUCGAGGUGGUGACGCAUUUCUUCGGCAAGCGUAGGGAGGGGAACACCAGACCACCCCAAGUCCCACCCUCUGCCUAGACCAACGCACCCAUGGCUGCACUCACAUGGGUGGUCAUCAUUUCUCUACAAGGCUUCAGAAAAAAGAGUUGCCAUCAGGGACUUGUGUCCCUCUCCCUCAGAAACAUCCAGUGGACGCUGUUCCAGACGCCUGUGGAAGAACGUUU